This is a messenger RNA of Fragaria vesca subsp. vesca, 981 nucleotides long. Its product is annotated as ribosomal L1 domain-containing protein 1-like. Gene Ontology annotation, cellular component: 90S preribosome. The coding region runs from base 1 to 879 and encodes 292 amino acids. Lineage: Eukaryota; Viridiplantae; Streptophyta; Magnoliopsida; Rosales; Rosaceae. The record is from RefSeq and is a predicted model, not a curated record. The transcript has a single exon.
AUGGCCGCGACCACCGCAGCUCCUCCUCCUCCCAAAUCCAAACUCAACCCCAAAACCGUGCGCAAAGCCGUCAACGCCCUCCUGAAAUGGCGAAACUCCGAGAACCCCGAUCUCGUCGACUCCGAUGAAUUCACCUACCUAGUCCUCACCCUCAACAAAAUCCCACCAAAAAGUCGCGUCAACGCCUUCAAAAUCCCCCUCCCACAUCCCCUCCUCCCCGAAUCCACCCAGUUCUGCCUCAUCUACGACGACCGCCGAACCUCCAAUCUCACCAUGGACCUAAUCCAAAAGCGCAUCAAGUCCCAGAACAUACCCAUCGCCAAGACACUGAAACUCUCCAAGCUCAAGUCCGACUACAAGUCCUUUGAAGACAAGCGCAAGUUGAUGGAGUCGUAUGAUUGCUUUUUAGCGGAUAACCGGAUUGUGGAGCUGCUGCCGAGGUGUUUAGGGAAGGUGUUCUACAAGAACAAGAGGAUGAUUCCGGUGCCGGUGGACUUGGGAAAGAAGGACUGGAAGGGGCAGGUGGAUAGUGUUAUUGAGUCGGCGAUGUUGUCUUUGAGUAGCGGGACUUGCAGUGUGGUGAGAGUGGGGAGGACUUCGAUGAGUGGUGAGGAGAUUGUGGAGAAUGUGGUUGCCGCGGUUGAGGGGAUUGUGGAGAUUGUUCCGAGGAAGUGGGGCGGCGUGAGGUCGUUUCAUUUGAAGCUGUUGGAGUCGUUUGCGCUGCCGGUGUAUCAGGCUGUGCCGGAUGAGACAAUGGAGGGAGGUAAGGGGAGGGAGAGAGAGGUUGUUAAGGAUGAGAAUAAGGAUAUGAAGGAGAAGAGGAAGGGUGAGGAAGCAGAGCUUAAGAAAGCUAAGAGGGGUAAGAAUGCAGCAGAGUGAUUCGGCAUCGGGAGUGGGAUUUGAUAUUUUUGAGUAAGUGAGUGAGGCUGCCCAGUUGAGUAUGUCUGGCUUCAAAUUUUGAAUGUUCAGAUAAUCAGAUGU